This is a messenger RNA of Gadus chalcogrammus (walleye pollock), 2376 nucleotides long. RefSeq names its product transmembrane protein 198-like. Gene Ontology annotation, cellular component: plasma membrane. Lineage: Eukaryota; Metazoa; Chordata; Actinopteri; Gadiformes; Gadidae. Bases 1348 to 2376 code for a protein of 342 amino acids. The record is from RefSeq and is a predicted model, not a curated record. The transcript is spliced from 5 exons.
AUCAUGUUUGUGACUUCCUGUUUUGGGGGGGAUCUUCACAUGUGGACCAUGUUAUUGACUUCCGGUCACAGCGUUUGGUGAAGCAGAGAGAAGAGUAGAGAUGUGUGAAUCCAAAGUGUCACGACUGGGGAUGUGAGCUAUUCUAAGAGACGGAAGUUUAUUAUGAGGAAAACAAAAGGAGACUCGAACCUGGAGCAUGUCGCAACACGUUGGUGGUUCCCUCAAACGUCCGUUGACAAUGCACGGCGUUGGCAGUAGAUCAUGUUACAUUAGUCUGUGUGUCUUUAACUCAUGGGUAUAAUCGACCUCGAGUCGAUUAUACCCAUGAGUUGAGAUUGAGGUUUAGGGAUGGAUUUGAAGUGAAGUAUGAUUUGAGGGCCCUCUUCAUCAAUAUCAGCGUUGUGAAGACGUGUUGAACAACAACAAUGAUGUCACUAUGAUACAUUUGAUUGGUUUGAAGUUUAAAAAUUGAAAGGAACACUAUUACAAUUCACAAAGUUACAAUUCAUCACAUAUUAUUAUUCAGGAAAGAACAAGAUAAUUUAAAGAUGUGAAAUAUUUGUUUAUUAAUGUAAAUAAUAUGAAUGCUACAGAAACAACGUCCAUUUCAUCUUUCUUGGGAAGGCGCUACUCGGGGACUUAAGGUAAAAAAAAUACAACUUUAUUCAAAGUAAAAAUACAACUUUAUUUGAUCUUAUUUGAACACAUCAUUGAUGACCUAAGCAGUGUGGUGUGUCGUAACGUGGAGACACAGACAUCUGGAGGAGGGGCCCAUACGGAUGGGACAGGGGGAGAGAAGAGAAAAGUUGAGAAGCCUCCCAUUGCUGAUCCAAUAGCCGAUCCCACAGCCUCCCACAGCCACCCAUAGCCUCCCACAGCUCUACCUUAUGAAGGAAGGGAAGCGUCAGUCUAGCCCGGUAGUCCCGACCGGUUCAGGGCGGGGAGCCUGUACUUGUUGACAACGUGUUCGUCGGUUCGAGCUCCUCGGCUUUGAAGAAGAGUUUAGAGCCGAGCUCAGCCCUGCAGCGAGGAGAGACGGGCAGUGCGCUGGAGGGAUCUGGAUCAAUACUCUGGAUUAGAGAUUUCGACCGUGUCAGAUGAGCGGUCGGGGCCCCCCGAGUCCACAGAGGAGAGCUCGUCCGGCUGGAGCCCACCCGGUCCUGCCUGGAGCCCACCGCCGCUCUUGUGUCUCUGAACCGCGGUGCGUUCUGCAGUAGGACGCCGCCGACCCUUGGCUCACGGCCGGCGAACCGGAUGGAUUUCAGAUAAAGCCCUCAUCGCCAGUUGGAACCACAUCCUCCCCUCAACACCCCCCCCCCCACCCCCCUCCCUGAUCCACGCCCCAGCAUGGCAGACCCCACGGGGCCCGGUCUGGAGGGGUCUGGGGCCGGCGUGGCGGAGGUGGACGUCUGCAGCCUGGAGCCCGAGAGGAACUACGAGGUCAUCCCGGCGGUCAUCUGCUCCAUGUGCUGCCUGUUCGGGAUCAUCUACUGCUUCUUCGGCUACCGCUGCUUCAAGGCGGUGAUGUUCCUGUCGGGUCUGAUGUUCGGCUCGGUCAUCAUCUUCCUGCUGUGCCACAAGGAGCGGGUGCUGGACACCCAGCUGAGCGUGGAGGCCUCGGCGGGCAUCGGCCUGGGCAUAGGCCUGCUGUGCGGCCUGGUGACCAUGCUGGUGCGCAGCGUGGGCCUCUUCAUGACCGGCCUGCUCCUGGGCCUGCUGCUGGCUCUGGCCGGCCUGCUGGCGGCGCAGCAGUUUGUCGCGCCCACCACGGUGUGGGUGCCCCUGGGCUCCCUGCUGGGCACCGGCAUGCUGUUCUCGGUGCUGACGCUGCAGUGGCAGAAGCCCCUGACGGUGCUGUCCACGGCCGUGUUCGGCGCCGCCAUCAUGACGGUGUGCGCCGACUACUUUGUGGAGACGCUGACGCUGACGCUGCACGCGUACGGCGUGCUGCGGCUGGCGCCCGGCCCGCCUCUGUGCUGGUACAGCUGGGUGGUGCUGGGGGUGUGGCCGCUGCUCAGCCUGAUGGGCGUGCUGGUGCAGUGGAAGCUGACCGACGCGGGGUACUCGCACACCGAAGUGGUGAUCAGCCGCCGGCAGAAGCGCGUGCAGCUGAUGCGGAUCCGGGAGAAGGAGGCGAGGAAGCGGCAGCAGACAGGUGGGCAGGAAGGAACGUACCGCCGCAAAGCCCCCCCGGUCAAACGUUACGCCGGGGACCUGCUGGCGCCGAGUUACCUGCAAAGUCUGCGGGACCGGCAAAGCGGUACCGGGACAUCCCAUAGCAGCCUGGGGGCCACCAACCACAGCAUGAUCGACAUGGACUACGACACGGGCUCCACCGCCCCCCUCACCGCCACCACCCCCGUGGUGCGGGUCUGA